AUGCAGGGAUCGACAAUGGACAUAUUCAAGCUGCCUACAAUAAACAGGAUACUCACAGAUAGACAACUUGCCUCUAGCAACUUUGACAGCAAAAGCAGAUUCAGUUGGGAAACCAGAGGCCGGCCUAUUAACAGACUUGUACUAUCACAGAUGUACUACAAUUACAGAGAAUUGUAA
Triticum aestivum (bread wheat) is the source of this 177-nucleotide messenger RNA. RefSeq lists its product as uncharacterized. NCBI's taxonomy places the organism in Eukaryota, Viridiplantae, Streptophyta, Magnoliopsida, Poales, Poaceae. Bases 1 to 177 code for a protein of 58 amino acids. The record is from RefSeq and is a predicted model, not a curated record. The transcript has 3 exons.